AAUACGUUUCAAAAAUUAUUAGUAGUAGUUUUUAUACUUUAAUAAUAAAUUUCAAAAAAAAAAUUCUUGGUCACCUAAAUUACAAGUGAAAGUCACCAUGCCUUUGAGCGAAGAAGCCAAGGAGCGUCUAAUACUUGUUUUAGCUGCUUUACGUACUACAAUCCAUUUUGGGUAUAUGCCGCUUAUCUUCUAUUUGGGUCAUCGUGCUGGUUCAUCUCCUGGUUAUCCACCCUUCUCGUUUUGGAACGUCUUGCCUAAUCCCUUCGAUUAUUAUUGACUUGAUUGAAGUUGGAGUUUGAAGAACUGGUUGAUGCGAUGUUAGGUGUCCAUGGUCUGCUGUCUGAACUCAGUGUGGAAAAAACGGUACCAAGUAUGAAAAACCAAUGAAGGAAUUUUGUGAUUAAAAAUUCUUAGUGAAAAUUAACAUUUAAUAAACUAUUAAAGAUUU
Teleopsis dalmanni is the source of this 448-nucleotide messenger RNA. Its product is annotated as mitochondrial import receptor subunit TOM7 homolog. NCBI's taxonomy places the organism in Eukaryota, Metazoa, Arthropoda, Insecta, Diptera, Diopsidae. Gene Ontology annotation, biological process: protein import into mitochondrial matrix. The transcript has a single exon. Bases 98 to 277 code for a protein of 59 amino acids. Gene Ontology annotation, cellular component: mitochondrial outer membrane translocase complex. The record is from RefSeq and is a predicted model, not a curated record.